Rhea pennata is the source of this 1032-nucleotide messenger RNA. It is a transcript of the gene CEBPA, whose product is annotated as CCAAT enhancer binding protein alpha. NCBI's taxonomy places the organism in Eukaryota, Metazoa, Chordata, Aves, Rheiformes, Rheidae. The coding region runs from base 52 to 1032 and encodes 326 amino acids. The record is from RefSeq and is a predicted model, not a curated record. The transcript has a single exon. Gene Ontology annotation, molecular function: RNA polymerase II cis-regulatory region sequence-specific DNA binding; DNA-binding transcription factor activity, RNA polymerase II-specific. Gene Ontology annotation, biological process: regulation of transcription by RNA polymerase II; DNA-templated transcription.
AACCUGGAUUGCAGGAGCCCUUCACCAUGCCCGGCGCGCUGUAGGUGCUUCAUGGAGCAAGCCAACUUCUACGAGGUGGACUCGCGGCCCCCGAUGAGCAGCGGCCAGCACCACCCGCUCCAGACUCCCCUGCCCGGCAGCGCCUACAGCUACAGAGAGGCUCCCUCGGCGGCGGCACCUGCUGCGGGCGGCGCGGAGCUCGGCGACAUCUGCGAGAACGAGAACUCCAUCGACAUCAGCGCCUACAUCGACCCGGCCGCCUUCAACGACGAGUUCCUGGCCGACCUCUUCCAGCACAGCAAGCAGCAGGAGAAAGCCAAGGCCAUCCUGGCUGGGGAUUUCGACUUCCACAGCAUGCAUGGGGCCGGCGCCGCCGCCUCGGCGCCGGGGCACCAGCAGCAGCACCACCAGCAGCCGCUCUUCGGCUGCGUGGCCGGCUACAUGGACGGCAAGCUGGACCCGCUCUACGAGCGCAUCGCGGCGCCGGGCUUGCGGCCGCUGGUGAUUAAGCAGGAGCCCCGCGAGGAGGAGGAGGUCAAGUCGGCGGCCCUGUCGGCCCUCUACCCCCACCACGCCGCGCAGCAGCACCCCUCGCACCUGCAGUACCAGAUCGCGCACUGCGCGCAGACCACCAUGCACCUCCAGCCCGGGCACCCCACGCCGCCCCCCACGCCCGUGCCCAGCCCGCACCACCCGCACCACCCGCACCCCCCGGGCGGCCUGCCCGCCGCCGCCGGCGCCCUCAAGCUGCUGCCCGCCGACCACCGGAGCAAAUCGAAAAAGACAGUGGACAAGAACAGCAACGAGUACCGGGUGCGCCGGGAGCGCAACAACAUCGCGGUGCGCAAGAGCCGCGACAAGGCCAAGCAGCGCAACGUGGAGACGCAGCAGAAGGUGCUGGAGCUCACCACCGACAACGAGCGGCUGCGCAAGCGGGUGGAGCAGCUCAGCCGCGAGCUGGAGACUCUGCGCGGCAUCUUCCGGCAGCUGCCCGAGAGCUCCCUGGUGAAGGCCAUGGGCAGCUGCGCCUAG